AUGAUUAGUCUAUUAUUCUGCAUUUACACAACCCACCGAUAUCGCGGAUCCCACGGCGAUUUCGGCUUCGGGACUUUAGCUUCGCCAGAUCCCAAAGAAUUUUCUCUUGUCGCUGAUGAUCUUGCCUCUCUGGGUCAGCUUAUUGAGCACAUACGUGGUCAUCUUGACUUGGCUCGCGACCAACUCGUCAAUUUUUACCAGGUGGAACACACUAACUUACCAAGCGAGCCUCCAGCCCCCGAAACCACUGGGGUGACUUCAUCUCCACGUGAUGACCAAGCCUCACCCACUCAAAAACCAGUUGUCGAGAGAGAGGAUGCUGCUUCUUCCGGCGAAGACUCGGAAGCAGCUACAGAAGAAAACUUGGAGUUCAGCUCUACGAGAUGUAGACAUCGAAAACGACAAAUAAAGACAUCGAGGGCCAGGACCUCUCGAAGGGCUAAGUUACCACGACUGGCUCACCCGGAUCUCUCACCGUCUAUUCAGUCUAGCCAGGGAGCGCGUCGCAAAACUCGGGCAGGUCUUGAAGUUGAUCCUGUUUACACAGAUCUCCGUGACCGAUCUCUCCAGCUUGAGGCACUUGUGGCUGCCUUAUAUGCACUCCAGGCUGACUUGCGUUCUCGUCUACAUUCAAAUGACGCUUCUACAGUAAUGGCUGAGGCCGUCCGGCUUGCCAGACUACGGCUUAGGAAGGAUCAUGAGCAAGCGGAAAAGGAGCGAAGGGAAUCCAUGCGCCAAAAUACAACUGAUGACACUUCUACGAUGUCCCCUGUGGCCGCAACUCUUGUUGCUGACGCCAGUACGUCGGCAGCUUCAAUAAACCUAGCUCGUGAACGUGCUGAACGCCAGCUUCGUCGGGAGCAGCGUCGCAUUCUCGAAGAUUUGAAUGAUGAUUCGACCAUAGAAUCUAGCUCGGCUGGUCCAACUGGUCUCAAAGACUGUCUCCGUCCUGCUUCACCAUGUGCCUCUUCUCUGUCCUCUACCUCUUCGUACUCAUUUACUUCUCUACGAUCUCCUACGCCUAUUUUAGCCAAGACUCAAUGUCCAACAACUUCUUUCCGUACCUCUCCAUCCACGAAUACAAGUAUUGCUCUUGGACCUCGCAAGCAGGCCUGUGUCAACAUUGCCCCUCGCAUCAGCUCUAGUCCUUAUGGCUCAUCUAUCGCACCCCGGAUUUUUCAUUCCUCCGGAGCUUCUUCUAAUGGGCCACGCUUUGGGCCACCGAAUAUUAGCCAGCUACCUUCUAUUCUUAGACCACGUGUACAUCCGCCUGGCGCCGCCGCUUACUCGGCUCUUACUCGACAGCAGACGCCAUCUGCAAUCACAAAUACUGGAGUUACUAGUGCAUCUAUUCGAAUUCCGGGCCCAGGUACCGUGCUCCUUCGUCGAACUUUAGAGAACUCAGGCGGUCUUCUUGUGCAACCAAUGCGCUCGAUCUUUCCAUUCCAAGUUCGACCUCUUCCUCUGCCUGAUUCAGUGCCUCUUCAGGCCACCCGUAACCCUGCGCCCAUCCCGGUUUCGUCUUACAAUCCAAAUGUUCAACCGCAAGCCAAGCAAGGCCUCUGUAAG
Protopolystoma xenopodis is the source of this 1569-nucleotide messenger RNA. NCBI's taxonomy places the organism in Eukaryota, Metazoa, Platyhelminthes, Monogenea, Polystomatidea, Polystomatidae. The record is from the annotation of a GenBank genome assembly.